This is a messenger RNA of Durusdinium trenchii, 1214 nucleotides long. The record is from the annotation of a GenBank genome assembly. Lineage: Eukaryota; Dinophyceae; Suessiales; Symbiodiniaceae.
CCAGAAAUUUGUCGGUGGAUUUUUGUCUAUUUUUCGUCUCGCCAUGGCUGUACAAGUUGAUAGGCCAAUCGAGCUAGAAGAUCUCGAUACCUUAAAAGCAGAGCUUCAGGAACUUCGGAAGGAGUGCUCCCAACUGGACUGCGAGUUGAGGAGCACCAAGCGAAGCUUGUCAGCCGCCAAGGUACGGCAAGAGGAGCUGCAACAGAAGGUAGAUCUUCGAGAAGCCGAAAAUACAGAGAUCUCCCAGAAGUUGGGCUCCGCUGAGAAGGACUUUACAGAUCUUCAGCACUGGCGGCAAAAAACCAAGGAGCAGGCACAAAAGGCAAAGGAGCUGCAAGAGGGUAUCGAGACCGAGCGCCAGAACAGCGAUGCGCGCAUUGCUGAACUCCGACAGAUGGUCCAGCGCCAAGGACGUCCCAAUUCGGCUAAGGCCGAUGAGGCCGAGGAGACCCGACGCCGGCGCAUCGCUCUGGACGACACAUGUGGGCGGCUGCAGAUCCUCCGGGACUACAUCUUGGGGUCUUUACCAGACAUGGAGCCCAAAGAGCUCGAGCUCCUUCUCCAAGAUGAGGAAGAGCACCCGAAGGAAGACGACUCAAACAUUGACACUGAGAUUGCAGAUCAGGUCAUGAAAGAUCUACAGCAGGAGCAUGAUAACGCCAUCAAGGAACUCGUGGAGAGCGUCAACAGUUUGAUCGACAAGAAGAAUAACACAUGGAAAAAGAUCAAUAAAGGUAUUUUGCCCUUGUGCCUUUUGAGACUUGAACGCUGUGCUCCACAAGAUCACACAACCAUUCGCGAGGUUCUCGACGCGGCAGCUGCGCUGUGCCGCGUCCGUGUGCAGCAGGGAGAUGAAACGCUUUGGAAAGCGAGGGUGCCAGAAGCAGAUGGCAAGCUGGAUACUGCAGAAGGUGAGCCCUCCUAGCAUGUGUUGCCAGUGAGUUUGCCUUGCCAGCACGGGAUCAAAAGACGCGCUUUUGUGCAAAGCAAUCGCCCGUGGUUUUUUACCCAUCACCGCAUUUCAAUAUGUUCACUUGGACAUGGCUCUUGGGAUUCAGUUCUGCGCAUGGCGGUGCAUGGUAGGAGGUGCUAUGAAAUACAAAUCAUAUAGAAUAUUCUGGCGUUGUAGAGGUUAUCCCAAGAUUGGUAGUGAUCUGCCGUCAGACGGGCUUUUGGCUCAAGAAAAUUCGAGAAAUCCUUUGACCUGGACUCCU